AUGGCUCCACUCAUUUCCUCCUUCAACGAGAAUGUCCGUCCGAUGCUCGACGCGAUCGACAAGUUGCGAGUCCUGGGUCUCAAGGAAGAAGGAAUCGAGCUGCCAACGAUCGUCGUCGUCGGCGAUCAAUCCAGCGGCAAGUCGUCUGUGCUGGAAAACCUGUCCGGGAUCAACCUGCCGCGAGGCAAGGGGAUCGUCACUCGCGUGCCGUUGAUCCUGAGGCUCCAAUCGUGCGUCAACGGUCAAAAUGAGAUUACGAUCGAAUACACCCCGGUUUCUGGUAAAGUGUCCAAAGUCCUACCUGGCGAAGCGAUGAUAGAGCAGGAGAUUUCCGACGCGACGGUAGCUUUAGCUGGCAGCCGGAAAGGCGUCAUGAAUUGCCCGAUCACCCUGGAAGUGCGGCGACCAGAUUUGCCUGACCUAACCCUCGUCGAUCUCCCCGGAAUCACGCGCGUUCCUAUCGAGGACCAACCGAAGGACAUCUACAAUCAGGUGAAGGCGAUGAUUAUGCACUACAUCACUCCAAAAGAGAGCGUGAUUCUGAACGUGCUGGCAGCCGAGGUGGAUUUCUCCACGUGCGAGUCCAUCGUCAUGUCGCAAGAGGUGGACCCUGACGGCGAUCGCACCCUCGCUGUCGUCACCAAGGUCGACCGCGCUCCUGACGGCCUCUAUGAGAAGAUUCAAGGCAAUUCCGCUGUGGUGAGGCAGCUGGUUCAGGAGGUGGUGGAUAGCAUCGAAGGGCUGUGCUUGCUCCUUGUGAAUGAUUGCUUUGCGUAUGCAACGGAGGUGCAGCAGGCUGUGGCGUCUCAUGUCUGUGGGAUAUACCCUGGCUUGAACAACGUGGUUCACCUGCAAGGCCUCCAUGCUCUGAGGGAGGCCAAGGAGUCUGCAAACCGUUUCGUUCAGGACACGCUGAAAAAGGAAAGGAAGGUGAUUUUCACGCUCAACCACUACUACAUGGAUACGGUUUCCAAAAUCCAUGUGAAGAUGGCCGAUUUCAAAAAAGCAAAUGCUCAAGGCCAAGCUUCCCUUUAUCCCUCUGUUGAGGAUUUCGCUUCCAGCCGUGCUUCACUCGGCAACCUGAUCAGCAAUGAAGACCAGGCAGCGAGGGACCUGCAGAUCAACAUGUUCUCGUAUGCCAAGGUGAUGCACAAGCGGAUGUGUGACGCGAUUCCCAUGGAGAUUCGCAUGUGCCUUGAGACCGCCCUGCUGGAUAGCACUGACGGCGCUGUGUGGCGGGAGAUUCAUGGAGGAGACAUCUCCAAGAUUGCGGCUCUCAAGGCAGUUGACCAGCAACGAAGGGCUCGGCUGGAAGAGAGCAUAAAAAGGUUGAAGGCGUCUGAAGCCACACUGCUGGGCCUUGCGUUUGACCCUCCCAGGCUGCUGGCUUAG
This is a messenger RNA of Closterium sp. Naga37s-1, 1392 nucleotides long. The record is from the annotation of a GenBank genome assembly. Lineage: Eukaryota; Viridiplantae; Streptophyta; Zygnematophyceae; Desmidiales; Closteriaceae.